AACCAGCAAGCAUCACCCAUACUAUAUCGCACGUUUUACCAAGAAACACUCUCCCAAGUUACUCGUCGCAACCUCCGGCUCUCCUCACUCUAAUAAUCCAAAGUAUACGCGCACGCAAAAAAGAUGAAGCUCCUAACCCUCAACUUCCUCACCUGCGCCAUCAAAGCCUGCAAAACGAACCCCGCAUCUUUCCCCCUGCACCCGCGCGACGCCGAGCUCGAAAUCGUCGAAGCAGAUGUAAACCUGGCGUUUCUGAAGAACAUUCUACCCCGCAUUUUGUGGAAUGAAUUGAGGGUGAUAUGUAGUGAGCUCGGUCUCCCUGAACUCCCACCCACAGCGCCCACACCCGCCGACCUCGUCGAGCCCUCGUCGUCUUCCGCAUCCGCACUAGAUACCGCUGAGGCGACACCAACCGGCGAAGCACAAGAGGAGGAGGAAGAGCCCAGCCAGACGGCAAAGGAUCUGCACAGGAUACUCCUCGAGACGUGUAUAAAAGAAGGGAAGCUGGUAUGUGGAGCGUGCCAGCAUGAGUAUGCGGUCAAAGAAGGUGUUGCGAAUUUCUUGUUGCCGGGACAUUUGGUGUGA
Bipolaris maydis ATCC 48331 is the source of this 585-nucleotide messenger RNA. RefSeq lists its product as uncharacterized. Gene Ontology annotation, biological process: tRNA methylation; rRNA (guanine-N7)-methylation; peptidyl-glutamine methylation. NCBI's taxonomy places the organism in Eukaryota, Fungi, Ascomycota, Dothideomycetes, Pleosporales, Pleosporaceae. Gene Ontology annotation, molecular function: protein heterodimerization activity. The record is from RefSeq and is a predicted model, not a curated record.